Dioszegia hungarica is the source of this 1629-nucleotide messenger RNA. Its product is annotated as DNA replication origin binding protein. The transcript has a single exon. The record is from RefSeq and is a predicted model, not a curated record. Gene Ontology annotation, molecular function: DNA replication origin binding. Lineage: Eukaryota; Fungi; Basidiomycota; Tremellomycetes; Tremellales; Bulleribasidiaceae. The coding region runs from base 1 to 1629 and encodes 542 amino acids. Gene Ontology annotation, biological process: DNA replication. Gene Ontology annotation, cellular component: nucleus; nuclear origin of replication recognition complex.
AUGCCUCCACGCGCUACAAAGCGGGCUAGGAUCGAGGAGUCACCCGAAGAGCCAGAAGAAAACGAGCAGAGCGCUUCGCAUCUCGUCUCGUUUCUUACGGGAUACGAUAAUCGAGGGGAUGAUAGGGAGGGCUCGUCAGAUGGGGAGCAGCAUAACGAGGCGGGAUCGGACGCGGCGGAGGACCAGUACGAUGAGGACGUAGAUGAUGAGGAUGAUAGGGAUGAGGAGGAGGGCGGAACGCCGAUCAAGAAGUCGAAGCAUGGGCUGGUGGGGACGGCGAACGAGCGGGGAUCAUCACGGGGAACGGCAAGCCCGCGGUCCACACCUCGGAAACGGGCGACAACUCGCAAAAAGGUCGCAGCUACUCCUCUUAUCCAGGAGGGGGAGCCAGGCUUCGUACGGCCGUCGAAAGCGGACGCGUACUUUUCCGCUCACGCUCGGUCGGCUCGGACAUCGGGCAACUCGUACUCGGCGCUCGUCAAGCCUCUCACUCAGGCCGAGUAUGAGCUUUACGCUGGAGCAGCGCGGUCGAAGAGGGAGCGCAGUCAGGCGGUGGUCGAUGGGUUGCUGGACGACCUGGUGAAGAGGUUCGAGCAGUGGGAGGUGGAGCUGGAGGAGGGGUUCAACCUGCUUAUGUACGGGUUUGGGUCGAAGCGGAGGCUGUUGAACCGCUUCGUAACGGAGAGGCUAUGCCGGAAGGGGCAUUGCGUGGUGGUGAACGGGCACUUUCCGGGGCUGGGGAUCCGGGACGUUCUCUCGCAGAUCGAGGACACACUGGCGGUACCGCAAGACAUUCCCGUCCCGGCCACAGCGGCGACUCCACUCGAAAGGUCGGCGCACCGGCUCUACGCGUACCUCAUCCCGCCCGCGGCAAUCCCCUCUGCUAAGCGCAAAACCACCCAAGUCUCCGACAAAGACCUGUACCUGGUCAUACACAAUAUCGACGCUCCUUCUUUGCGGACCCCGCGCUCCCUCGCCAUCCUCUCCCUCCUCGCAUCCUCACCUCGGAUACACCUCAUCACAUCCUUUGAUCACCUGCAUACACCCCUCCUCUUCUCAUCCAGUAUCGCCAAGUCCCCUCCUCAUCUCUACGCUCCGGGGUCCUGGACUGGCGCCCCUCCCUCCUCCCGUGGCUUCAAUUGGCUGUACCACAACCUUACGACCUACGACGACUACGACCUGGAGCUCUCAUACCAGCGUCUAUCGGCAUCAUCUACCCUUUCCGGCUUGUCGAGCGGAACCAGCGGCGGUAUCUCCGAGGAAGGCGCUUUACAAAUUCUGCGUUCCGUCCCCACUAUGGGUCUCCGUCUCCUCACACUCCUGCUAUCCAAGCAACUCGCAUCCCUUCCUCCCAACCCCUCGAGCCAUACGGCUUACCCCGCCAACCCGGUCGCGCCUGUCUUCGGGAUAGAGAAUGAUAUCUUGGCGAAAUUGGCGAAGGAGAAGUUCAUCGCGAGGGAGGAUGAGAGGUACGCGGCGUUGAUGGGAGAGUUCAAAGAUCACGGGCUGGUGGUGGAGGCGUUGUUGGACGCGGAGGGGAGGCAGGGGAGGUGGGUGUGGAUACCGCUGGGCAAGGCGGCACUGGAGAGGGUGAUACAGGAGAUGGGGGGUGUAGACAGCGGAUCAUAG